AUGAAAUCUAUACCACCCCAUUCCGCUCCGCUCCAUCCGAUUUUAACUUUUUCAAACAAUGGAAUGACACUUAUUCCAUCUCAUACCACUCCAUUCCAUCCUAUUCCAUCAAUCCAAACAUACCUUGGAGAUUUUUAUAAUUUGACAGAUAUCUUUCAAUUUUUUCUUUUAAUAUUUAUACCUGUGCCAGAGGUUUGUUUGUAUAAAGAUUUUACAUUCAGGGUACUUGUUGGCACAGGGGGAAAGAGAUAUUAUAAUUCCAUAAACACUCUAGAUUGUUAUACUGGCUAUAUUGCUAUAUUCUUUACUACUACCAAUAAACUUACUUUUAUCUUUGCUGAUCCUGUGUCUCUGGUGACAUAG
Lathyrus sativus (Indian pea) is the source of this 363-nucleotide messenger RNA. NCBI's taxonomy places the organism in Eukaryota, Viridiplantae, Streptophyta, Magnoliopsida, Fabales, Fabaceae. The record is from the annotation of a GenBank genome assembly.